CCCUGAAAGGCGACGAUGGGAGAAUGGACCAUUUUGGAGAGGCUGCUGGAGGCGGCCGUCCAGCAGCACUCCACCAUGAUCGGCAGGUGGCCGGAAAAAGGAGACCAAAGGGAAGUCCGCGUUGCUCUCUUUCUGCUGGAUUUGAUCCUGCUCACCGUGGUGGUGAUUUUCCGCAUCUUGAUCGUCGGAAUCGUGGGCGAGAAGGUGUACGAGGACGAGCAGAUCAUGUUCAUCUGCAACACCAUGCAGCCCGGGUGCAACCAGGCCUGUUACGAUAAGGCCUUCCCCAUCUCGCACAUCCGCUAUUGGGUCUUCCAGAUCAUCUUGGUGUGCACGCCGAGCCUGUGCUUCAUCACCUACUCGGUCCACCAGUCGGCCAAAGCUCGGGACCGCAGCUACUCCCUGCUGCACCCGUACAUGGACGGCCACGGCCACGGCCACGGCCACGGUCACGGUCACCACGGCCGCCAUCACGACCAUCACGCCCGCAAGCUCCACUCCCGCAACGUCAACGGCAUCCUGGUGCACCCCGACAGCAGCAAAGAGGACCACGACUGCCUGGACGUCAAAGAGAUCCCCAACGGACCUCGAGGGCUCCCUCCCACGCACAAGAGCGCCAAAGUGCGGCGGCAGGAAGGGAUCUCCCGUUUCUACGUCAUCCAGGUGGUGUUCCGCAACGCCCUGGAAAUCGGUUUCUUGGCGGGCCAGUACUUCCUGUACGGCUUCAACGUGCCGGGGAUGUUCGAGUGCGACCGCUACCCGUGCGUGAAGGAGGUGGAGUGUUACGUGUCUCGGCCCACGGAAAAGACCGUCUUCCUGGUCUUCAUGUUCGCCGUCAGCGGCAUCUGCGUGGUGCUCAACCUGGCCGAGCUCAACCACCUCGGCUGGCGGAAGAUCAAGACGGCCAUCCGCGGCGUGCGGGCCCGCCGGAAGUCCAUCUGCGAAGUGCGCAAGAAGGACGUUUCCCACCUGUCUCAGGCCCCCAACCUGGGCCGGACCCAGUCCAGCGAGUCGGCCUACUCACACUCUUCUCUCUCUCUCUCUCUCUCUCUCCCCCCCCCCCCCCCUCCCUUCUCGUUCUUGGUGAGAGAACUCUCCUCUCCUGUCCUCUCCUCUCCUGUCCUCUCCUGCUGCUCACUCGGAGUCGGGAAAACUUCUCUCCUCUCGUCUUUGGAAACAAAAAUAGUGCAAAGACGAGUCGCGAAAGAACAAAAGCGGCCAUGGGUUUGGAAUGAGAGACAAAAGAAAAAGAAAAGGAAAAUGAACACAAGGAUGGACCAUCUGGGCCAAGUCAGUCUUGCUGGGUUUUCGUCGGACGAGUUUUACGCAGCGAAGCGCGACCUGACGCAACAAGAAGGAAGUUGCAAAACCCAAAGAGCAAAAAAAAAAAAAAAAUGGCCUCAGUUCAGGGGAACCGUGAAGACUCCGAUAAGGAUCAACAUGGCAAACAGGGGCCCAUCUUACGGUCUCACCCGCGAGGUCCAGAGUAAGAUCGAUAAGAAAUACGACCCGGAGCUGGAGGAAACGCUGGUGGAGUGGAUCCUGGCCCAGUGCGGACCCAACGUGGGCCGGCCCGAGCCGGGCAGACCCGGCUUCCAGGAAUGGCUGAAGAACGGAUGCGUGCUCGCUGAGCUCAUCAACAGCUUGACGGCGCCCGCGAAGGCAAUCAAAACCAUCAAGAACUCCGGAAUGGUCUUUGCUCAAAUGGAGCAGAUCUCCUUGUUCCUCACCGCGGCAGAAAAAUACGGCGUGACCAAAACGGACAUAUUCCAAACCGUCGACCUCUACGAAAGCAAGGAUCUGGCAGCCGUCCAGAGGACCUUGGCGGCUCUGGGGAGCUUGGCCGUCACCAAGAACGACGGCAACUACAAAGGAGAUCCCGGCUGGUUCCAUAAGAAGGCCCAAGAGAACAAGAGGGAGUUUUCUGAAGAGCAGCUGAGCGAAGGGAGAAACUUCAUCGGCCUGCAAAUGGGCACCAACAAGUUGGCGUCUCAAGCCGGCAUGACGGACUACGGCAGGCCCAGGCAGAUCAUCAACAACAACUGAGGCCCGCAAAGUCGACCGGAGAACGAACGUGACCGACCCGUCGUCUUAUUUUUGCGGACCAAAGAGAAACCGACGCGCACGUAAUCCCACGCGCGUCACUGCCACUAAAACGCUUCGACCACCUUUGACCGUUUCUGCAUAUUUCGCGCAGCAGCUCAAUUGGACCGAAGGCUCAAAUCCUUCCGCCGACAUUUCCGACGGACGCCAAGAAGUAGUUCAAGUUGGUAGCGUGCGCCGAGCAAACCCGUUGCUGCCGAUGUUUCAUUAUUUUUUUUUUUUUUUUUUUUUUUCCCCCCAAAUGCGGUGAUGGCCUCCUUUUGGAGUCAAAUGUUCUGGUUGAAAAUAAAAUUCCUCGGAAAUGUC
Messenger RNA from Syngnathoides biaculeatus (alligator pipefish), 2409 nucleotides. RefSeq lists its product as uncharacterized. Gene Ontology annotation, cellular component: connexin complex. Gene Ontology annotation, biological process: cell communication. The transcript is spliced from 8 exons. Lineage: Eukaryota; Metazoa; Chordata; Actinopteri; Syngnathiformes; Syngnathidae. The coding region runs from base 16 to 2046 and encodes 676 amino acids. Gene Ontology annotation, molecular function: protein binding. The record is from RefSeq and is a predicted model, not a curated record.